Messenger RNA from Hippopotamus amphibius kiboko, 2191 nucleotides. RefSeq names its product ERI1 exoribonuclease family member 2 (gene ERI2). Gene Ontology annotation, biological process: exonucleolytic trimming to generate mature 3'-end of 5.8S rRNA from tricistronic rRNA transcript (SSU-rRNA, 5.8S rRNA, LSU-rRNA). Gene Ontology annotation, molecular function: 3'-5'-RNA exonuclease activity; nucleic acid binding; zinc ion binding. The transcript is spliced from 9 exons. Lineage: Eukaryota; Metazoa; Chordata; Mammalia; Artiodactyla; Hippopotamidae. Bases 112 to 2178 code for a protein of 688 amino acids. The record is from RefSeq and is a predicted model, not a curated record.
GCCGCAGCCCCCUCCGCCUCCUCCUCCGCCGAGCCGGGCGGUUGAAUCGGCCGGAAGUGGCAGGACUGCGAUUUCCGGCAGUUGGGCUGUAAAGAGAAAGGAGCGUCGGGAAUGGCGACCAAGAGGCUUGCACGGCAGCUUGGGUUAAUUAGGAGAAAGUCAAUUGCACCAGCAAAUGAAAAUCUAGGAAGAAGCAAAUCUAAGCAGUUGUUCGACUACUUAAUUAUCAUUGAUUUUGAGUCGACAUGUUGGAAUGAUGGGAAGUGCCACCGGAGCCAGGAAAUAAUUGAAUUUCCAGCUGUACUGCUAAACACAUCAACUGGAGAGAUUGAAUCUGAGUUCCAUGCUUUUGUUCAGCCUCAGGAACAUCCAGUUCUUUCUGAAUUUUGCAUGGAGCUAACAGGCAUAAAGCAGGCUCAAGUUGAUGAAGGAGUCCCUCUGAAGAUUUGCUUAUCUCAGUUCUGUAAAUGGAUUCAGAAGAUUCAACAACAGAAGAAAAUUAUUUUUGCUACUAGGUUUUCAGAUAUUUCUACUUCUGAAGUAAAAUUAUGUGCAUUUGUUACUUGGUCAGACUGGGACUUGGGGGUUUGCCUGGAGUAUGAGUGUAAAAGAAAACAGUUGUUAAAACCUGUGUUCCUUAAUUCUUGGAUUGAUCUCAGAGUAACUUACAAGAUUUUCUACAGGAGAAAACCAAAAGGACUAAGUGGUGCCCUGCAAGAAGUAGGAAUAGAAUUCUUGGGACGAGAACAUUUUGGGUUGGAUGAUUCUCGGAAUACUGCCCAUCUUGCAUGGAAGAUGAUCAGGGAUGGUUGCUUAAUGAAAAUUACAAGGUCCUUGAACAAGGUUCCCACUAGGAGGAAUCCUAACAUUUUCGCCAGAAAUUUGAAUACGGAUCAAGUUGAAGAAACAUCAGCCUGCAACAGUAGCAUUCAUGAUCCCAGCACAUAUGGUAGGGAGCCUACAAAUACAAUAAAAUCCUACAAGAAAGUUCAAAUGAAGUCAGUUGCUGUGAAUUCUCCUAUAAAGGUACAGCAAGAUCAUUUACAACUGAAGGGCAAUGUAAAAGCAAGUCUUCACAAUGUCAAAAGCUGUUUAUCUCUUUUUAAUACUAAGUCCUGGACUUCUCUGGGGCAGUUACAGUCUUCCAGUUUGAAUACACCUAUGCAGAAGCAAAUAAACCAAUGUCUUACAUUUAAUACCAAUUCUAAGUCUUCAACAGUUGGUUCAGAAUUGGUACUUGUUUCAACUACCGUUUCAUCUGUUAAUAAUGUUUCUGAUAUGGAAAUGAGUUCUGCUGUUGACUGUUUACCUAUGUUGGCUGAUUGGGAGGAUGUAGCUUUACUGCCAGCAUCUCAGCCUGAGCAAAAUAUAUAUUGUGUGCCUCCCAUUAGUGACUCAAACUUAGACACUUCAUUUAAUUCUGGAGAAAGAUUAAUGGUUUUGGAAGAAUCUGAAAUGUUAAGUGAAGAAAAGAUUGGAGGCACAAAAGAAACUCCUCAAAAAUCUGAUACCUCUAAGUCUAUUGUAUAUAAGAGUCCACAUACUACUAUUUAUAAUAUAAAAGAAACCAAAGAUCCAGGUUCAUAUGCUUUUGACUUUAAAUUACCUGAAUGUAAAUCAAGUAGCUUCAAUGGUGUUAAUGCCAAUAUGUCUCAUCCUUUAGUUCUGGGGAAACAUCGUCUUCAUUUAAGUGGUACUAAAAGGAAUCCAUCCAGUCCCCUGCCUUUCCCACCAGCAAAAAAAGAGACCUUCACUAUUCAUGAAGAAAAGCCUACAUCAUCUAAUGUUUCCCCAGGGGGAAGUUCUUCCUGGAAGGUUCUUCCUUCUGUCUUAACUUCUGCAGUUAAUCUACAACAACCUUGGAAGGGUGGGAAAAUAACACCUCCUUUAUGCAAGUGUGGCCGAAGAUCUAAGAGACUUGUUGUUUCUAAUAAUGGACCAAACCAUGGGAAAGUCUUCUAUUGUUGUCCUAUUGGAAAGUACCAAGAAAAGAGAAAAUGUUGUGGUUAUUUCAAAUGGGAACAAACACUUCAAAAAGAAAGAGCCAACAGCAUAGUUCUAUCUCAUUCCCCAGGGGGACUCACUUUUAGUUCUCCAGAAACAAGCCAUAUUUGUGACAGAAAUGUAGAUUUUUCUACUAAAAAUUCAUUGAGACUCAGACCUUCAAUGAGGAACUGACUUUUUUUUUACA